Molecule: messenger RNA, 816 nt
Organism: Aspergillus melleus
Lineage: Eukaryota; Fungi; Ascomycota; Eurotiomycetes; Eurotiales; Aspergillaceae
Product: TauD/TfdA dioxygenase family protein
Exons: 5
Coding region: 1-816 (271 amino acids)
Cellular component (GO): cytoplasm
Molecular function (GO): 2-oxoglutarate-dependent dioxygenase activity
Source: RefSeq, a predicted model, not a curated record
AUGGCCCACUUGCAGACUCGCAGGCAUAUCUCUCCAGACUCAGGCUUCCCAGUAACCCUUCAUCCUAAGUUCAACGCCAAGAUCAAAGACCAUGUCCCUCCUGACCCCAUCCGUGAGCCUUUCACCCCGCCCAAGGAUCGGGCCUCUUUUGCCGAUAAAGAAAAGAAGGCGUUGUUCUCGGUCGCGAAGCGCGUAGAUCUAACAGAGUCAAUUGGCACUGUACUCGAAAACGUGCAGCUGUCGCAGCUAAGUGGGCAGCAACUGGAUGAGUUGGCCUUGCUCGUGAAUGAGCGUGGAGUGGUGUUUUUCCGAGACCAGGACUUGACCACAGAGAAGCAGGUCGAGCUCUUUGAGCACUAUGAUGACACUAUUCUGGAUCUUUGGGGCGUGGGACCCAACCGCCCUCCGAUUGACACCCAUCAUCCUGCGGUCCGCACCCACCCAGUCACGGGACUGAAAGCCCUAAAUGUCAACCCGGGUUUCGUGACGGGAUUUGCAGAGCUGAAGAAGCUCGAGUCGGACAAGCUACUGGACUUCCUGUCAUAUCAUAUUCACGCGGCUGAUGAUCACUAUGUCCGAUGGAAAUGGGCAGUUGGAAGCGUUGCGAUGUGGGAUAAUAGAGUGAUUCCCGGUACGUAUAAAGGAGCUCGACGGGGAAUCCGGACUACAGUGUUUGGGGAGAAACCCUACUUGAACCCUACAAGCGAGAGCCGCCUAGAGCGUCAAUCUCGUGAAGAAAGCGAAACCCAGAAAGAACACGAGAAAGACAACGAAGACAUCGGGAUGGGUCAAAAAUUGCGGCUUGAGAGAACGUAA